AUGUCGCGUCGUGUCAGACCUCGCCAACGUCCGCAGGUCACGGCGGAGCCUCCGCCGGCACCGGAGCCCCCGCCCCAGGAGCCUCAGCCGCCCUCCGAUGAUGAGAAAUCCCCAGACUGGAGGCCGUCUCGACCACCGUCCCCACCGCAGCGGCAAGACGAUGGCUCCGAAGGGUCAGAAGCCACAGCCAGACCAACCAGACCCGAACCGGCCAGUCGAUACGCAAAUCUCAACUAUUGGAAAGCUAGAAGGGUUACGUUUUAUAGAAACGGGGAUCCUUUUCACCCUGGAGUUGAAUUUCGAUUCAAACUGGGCAGGGAUCUGGUUUCUAUGGACGCGUUGCUUGAUAGAUUGUCUGAGAGAUUGGAACUGCCUCGAGGUGCGAGAUUUAUCUUCGGGAUGGACGGCGAUAGGAAGUACAGGCUGGAGGAGCUGGAAGAUGGAGCUUCUUAUGUGGUCUCUUCCUAUAAGACAUUCAAGGCAGCGAGUUACGGUAAGAAGAACGGCAUGUGGUACGGCGGCACAGCCACGGGAACCAGCGGAUGGUCGCGGGCUGGUACUCGCAAACAGUCGGUGGCCGAGUCUGACGCACCCCCGCCCGGAGGUGGCAAGCCCGCCAGUGGCAGAGUGAUUCGGAUCAUCAACAACAUGGACCAUUCUAUACAGUGUCGUGUUUUGUUAAACUUACGUACAACCCAACCAUUCGAAGAGGUUUUAGAGGAUUUAGGGCAGGUUUUAAAAAUGAGCGGAGCAAAGAGGAUGUACACAAUUACGGGACAAGAGGUAAGGAGCUUUUCUCAGUUGCGUAACGAAUUCGCUGAUGUAGAGACGUUUUAUUUGGGAGCAGCGAUGGUACCUCCAGCACUCAGUCCAGGAAUAAGCGCACCUCUACCAAUUGAGUCACCCAUAAGAAGAUCCAGGUCUAGAGGGAACGUAUCAGCUGUAUCAGUGUCUGAGGAAGGGCGCGGUCGGCGCGCUCGCAGCAAAAGUCGCCCGCGCGUACUAUACGCUCCCGAAGGAGAAAUAAUAAGAAACUCAGAUUACACCCUCCUGGAGGUUCUGAAAGAAGAGCCUAUCCGUGUAACAAUACGCGGUUUACGACGCACCUUCUACCCUCCAAUACACCACGCGCCCAUAGACAACAGUCCUCCAGAUAAAAAGAUGCAACUGGAAUGGGUAUACGGUUAUCGAGGCUCGGACUCACGUCGCAACCUGUGGGUGCUGCCCACCGGCGAGCUGCUUUAUUACGUAGCAGCGGUUGCCAUCAUGUAUGAUAGAGACGAACACGCUCAGAGGCACUACACGGGACACACCGAGGAUAUACAGUGUAUGGAGCUGCACCCGUCCCGCGAGCUGGUGGCGAGUGGUCAGCGCGCGGGCCGGGGGCGCCGGGCGCAGGCCCACGUCCGCAUCUGGAGCACCGACACGCUUCAGACCCUGCACGUGUUUGGGAUGGCCGAGUUCGAGGUCGGCGUCUCCGCGGUCGCCUUCUCGCAACUGAACGGAGGCAGUUACGUAUUAGCCGUCGACGCCGGUCGUGAAAGUAUUCUGUCCGUGUGGCAGUGGCAAUGGGGACAUCUUCUAGGCAAAGUUGCGACUCUUCAAGAGGAGCUGACAGGCGCGGCGUUCCACCCUCUCGAUGACAACCUGCUGAUCACACACGGUAAGGGACACCUCGCCUUCUGGAACAGGAGGAAAGACGGAUUCUUCGAACGAACGGAUAUCAUUAAACCGCCGGCUCGCACACAAGUGACAGCCUUACAGUUCGAACAAGACGGUGACGUAGUGACGGCGGAUAGUGAUGGGUUCAUAACCAUAUAUAGCGUCGAUAGUGAUGGUGCUUACUUUGUACGAAUGGAGUUUGAGGGUCACAUAAAAGGAAUUUCCUCGUUAGUAAUGCUUUCAGAAGGUACUCUUAUAUCUGGCGGUGAGAAAGAUAGAAAAAUAGCCGCUUGGGAUUCCUUACAAAAUUAUAAGAGAAUAACUGAAACAAAGCUACCCGAAUCAGCUGGUGGAGUCCGAACAAUUUAUCCCCAGAGACCUGGAAGGAACGAUGGCAACCUGUACAUAGGAACAACGAAAAAUAACAUUCUAGAAGGAUCGCUACAGAGGAGAUUCAAUCAAGUUUUGUUCGGUCACCACAAACAGUUGAUGGGCGUCGCGGUGCAUCCUGAUGAUGAAAUGUUCGCCACUGCCGGUCACGACAAGAACAUAGCGCUCUGGAAGGGGCAUAAGCUAGUGUUCGCGACACAGGUUGGAUAUGAAUGUGUAUCUCUGGCGUGGCAUUCCGGCGGGGGGGCGUUAGCGGCCGGCAGUACCGAGGGUCACCUGGUGAUAUUGAACGCUGAUGCUGGAGCCCACGUCGCCACCAUCAGGGUCUGUGGAUCGCCUCUCAGCUGUUUGCAGUACAACACUGCUGGAGACAUACUAGCCAUUGGAUCCCAAAAUGGUAGCAUAUAUUUAUUCCGUGUGUCACGUGAUGGUUUUUCUUAUAAGAAAUCGAAUAAGAUCCGAGGAGCUCAGCCUCUCGUGAUGCUGGAUUGGAGUCUCGAUGGAAACUACUUACAGACAGUCACCGCUGACUAUGAUUUAUCAUUUUGGGACAUCAAAGCUCUGUCACCUGAGAAGAGUCCGAUAGCUAUGAAAGACGUCAAGUGGGCUACAUUUAAUUCGACAGUCGGCUUUCUUGUUUCAGGGAUGUGGAACAACCGUUUUUAUCCUAUGACGUCUCUGAUAACAGCCGCGAGUCGCUCUGCGGCUCACGAUCUACUUAUAAGCGGAGAUUCAGAAGGCCAUCUUCGUCUCUUCAGAUAUCCCUGUGCGAGUCCAAAGGCCGAGUACAAUGAGAUAAAGGUGUAUUCUGGUGCGAUCCACUCCGCUCGGUUCUUGUUCAACGACCGCUGCCUGGUGACCUCUGGCGGCUCUGACGCGGCGCUCAUGUUGUGGGAACUAGUGGACGACUAGCGCCGGGCCGCGGCGCCUCCUAUCUUCGUGGCGCCACCCACACCGUCACCGACCCCGGCUACUUCCCAUACAUUUAGGGUACUCGACUUUGAGGAGCUCGAUUGAACCAGUCGGAGAAUUGUCGGUGAAUUGGUAGUUCAUGCCAGGGUUUUCUGGUCCUGAGUGUCAGAUCCGGUUGAAUCUGGUUGAAUCCAGUUACGACGGAGUCCCGUGUACUUCCGGAGUUUAAUGUAUUUGGCGUAAGCUGUGAGAUCUCGUAAGACAUAUCUAUGUACAUCUAAAAUCGCGUAGCGUCACGUCACUGCCAUUAUAACUUUGCAUAUUAUAAAAUGUUAGUAAAUUGUUUCUAAAUUAUAAAAAACACAAUCUAUGUAGCGUAUUUGUCAAUCGUCUUACGGUCUAGGUAUAUCAAAGACGUCAUAAUUAUGUCUCAGGAUAUGGGAUAAAAAUUUAUUAUAGUUUUAAAUAAAAUAGUAGCACAAAAAAUAAGAAGUCAUUUAUAACACGAGUGCACUUACAUGGAUGUGGUCUGGCCACUUUUGUUCCUGUUUAUACUUUAUAUACGGAUAACAUUUUUUCUACAGACACAUUUGUUACACGAAAAGAUUUUGUAUGUUGAUUAGUAGUUAAUUAUCACUUUCCGUACAAUAAACAGUAUUAGUUGAUAAUUUUGUAAACAUUUUCCCUUUGUUAAAAUAAAAUUUCAUUAAUGUUGUUUGUUUUAUAGACAAUAUUAUGAUUUGUUAUAAUUUUUGUUGUGUAUAUAAGUGUUUUCACUAUAGUUAUAGCCAUUAUGAUACUCAUUAAUAUAUAAAUACAAUCUA
Molecule: messenger RNA, 3788 nt
Organism: Danaus plexippus (monarch butterfly)
Lineage: Eukaryota; Metazoa; Arthropoda; Insecta; Lepidoptera; Nymphalidae
Gene: DCX-EMAP
Product: echinoderm microtubule-associated protein-like CG42247
Exons: 19
Coding region: 1-2964 (987 amino acids)
Biological process (GO): microtubule cytoskeleton organization; intracellular signal transduction
Cellular component (GO): mitotic spindle
Molecular function (GO): microtubule binding
Source: RefSeq, a predicted model, not a curated record